AUGUCUACAACAAUUAAUAAACGACAAAGUGAAUAUUCUACUUCAUCACAGAAUACAAAAAAAUUAAAACAAAAUAAUGAUGAAUCUGAAAUAAAAGAUGUUGUUUACAUUGUUAUUCGGGAAGAGAUCAACGAACAUUCUAUAAGUACAAUUUCAAUUCGUGGUGUUUAUAAACAUAAAAUAACAGCGAUUAAUGCAGCUAAAUGUGAUUUAACAGAUGAAUGGUCCCAAAGUUUUUUUGAUAAAUAUCGUUCAAUCAAAACAAAAGAUGGUUUAAUAAAAAUUAAAGCUAUUUGUCCUGAAGGUGAAAUAAUGAAAGUAUGGAUUGAAAAGAAGAUUAUAAAUACAGAUGAAGAUAGUGAAGAUGAGGAGAGUGACGAUAAUCAAAGAGAUGAAGAUAGUGAUGAUGAUCAAACAGAUGAAGAAGAUUAA
Didymodactylos carnosus is the source of this 432-nucleotide messenger RNA. The record is from the annotation of a GenBank genome assembly. Lineage: Eukaryota; Metazoa; Rotifera; Eurotatoria; Philodinida; Philodinidae.